Molecule: messenger RNA, 3023 nt
Organism: Zeugodacus cucurbitae (melon fly)
Lineage: Eukaryota; Metazoa; Arthropoda; Insecta; Diptera; Tephritidae
Exons: 2
Coding region: 582-2624 (680 amino acids)
Biological process (GO): regulation of transcription by RNA polymerase II
Molecular function (GO): DNA-binding transcription factor activity, RNA polymerase II-specific; RNA polymerase II transcription regulatory region sequence-specific DNA binding
Source: RefSeq, a predicted model, not a curated record
CAUCAUAUAAAUUGAAAAAGGUUCCGGAAAACAGUGUGUUUAAGAAUAGCGGUACAGAGACUCCCGAACGCCUGAAUAUCCGAUUGUGACCAGUCUGCGAUGAAUGCAAUUAAUUAAUUUACAACAAUUUAAUUUUUUGACCUGCAAAAUCUGUGGAGUGGUUAGUGUGGCGCACAGUUAUCAAUUUCUUACAAUUGAAUUAAUUGGUUUUGAUUUAAUUUUCACGCGCUCAUUGAUUAGUCCCAUUGGAUUAAUUACAGAACAACCAUAAACAUAUGAGUACAUAAGAUAUAUUAACACCUUAUAGUUAAUUGAAUGGUUAAAAACAGCUGAGAACACCUACAUUUCCAAGAGCGCCUGGAGUUAUAGCCUCUUCCAAGUUAUUGAAUAAAUCUUACUCAACCAACAUCCUUGGGUAAAUCUGGAAGAAAUAUAUAAAAACAUACAUACAUAUACAUAUAUCUAUAUGUAGACUUGAACUAAACGUUUUUUAAAAAGCAACGACAGCUUGAGGUUGUAAAAAAUCUUAACAAAAACUCGAGUUAUAUAUUCGUACAAACGCUUUUACUUGUACAUUACUGAUGUUAGACACAAACUUUUGCGCCAGCGCCGAGGUAGUGAGUGAUUUUCAAGUAAACAUGGAGCACACCACCUUCGAUGAUCAAAUUUUCAACGAUUUCUCUGGUCCACUAAGCCCCUUGGGCGCCAAACCCCUAGCACAUAAUGGCAACGGUGUUAACUCCACUGGGACACACGGCAUACAUCCUGUCAUGCUUGGACUACCAUCAAACUCAGUACUACAACACAAUAAUAACGGCGAACUCUGUAACCAACGUUUACCCGAUUGUAAUACACUGCUGCCAGGUGGUUCGCCAAAGCUAGAUCCUUAUAAGACGCCAGACUAUGGUCAAAAACUGGAAUAUAGUUCAGUAAAUAAAAUGGGUUGCUAUUCGCCCACUCAGAAAUAUGAAUAUAUUACCACUAUUGCGCCCAAUGGCAAUAAUCCGCACAAGCUCGAUCAUCACUCAACCCAUCCACAACAAUACUCGGCCACACCACCUCCGGCACCAACUAGCGGUGGCGUUGCUAGUCCUAAUGGCCUGUUGCACCACAAACAAUUGCACAAUCCCCAUCAAACACCUAUGCUAGGUGACUAUCACACGCACAUGUCAGCCAAUGGCGGCAAAAUCGAUUACUCGCCAAAUUCUGUUGCAGCAGCUGCUAAGUUGGAGUAUGAGCAGCACAUGCAGCAAUUGUACGGCUCCAGCCCCCACCACGCACCACAUGCACACGACAGCAAUGUCGGCACGGUCACACUCAAUGGAAAUGAGGCUGCUCAGCAAGCAAAUGGCUUAAUCCCUAGCAGCGUAGCGCACAGCGGCACCAGCGACGGCGUCCUAAUUAAUUCCAACAAUGGUGCCACAAGUGUUGUGGGUGUUAAUAUAGCUGCAACUAAUCAAGCAUCAGCAGGCAAUAACAACAAGCACAAGAAAGCAGAUGAAAUGUGUCAAAUGGCAUCAUUAAGUUCUAAUAGUGGAGAGGUGAAUUCAAAUGGUAGCGGCAGCAGUGGAUCAAGCGGCAACUCCAACGGCGCUCAAUCAUCAACACCGGCGGCAAAAAACAAGAAUGACAAAAAGAAGAAUGACCCCAAUGGCAUCAAGAAAAAGAAAACUCGCACCACAUUUACUGCCUAUCAACUGGAAGAACUAGAGCGAGCUUUUGAACGAGCUCCCUACCCCGAUGUUUUCGCACGUGAAGAACUCGCCAUUAAAUUAAAUCUUAGUGAGUCGCGCGUGCAAGUUUGGUUCCAGAAUCGUCGAGCCAAGUGGCGCAAACACGAGCCACCACGUAAGACCGGCUACAUUAAGACAAACACACCACCAACAUCUUCGAUGAACACAACUCUUGGGCCACCAUUCGCUACUUUCCCGCAAACCACCACGGUCACUCCGCCUGGGAGCAUGGACAGUUGGACAAGCUACCAACCGCCAUACGAAUUGAGUCCUCAAUUCAGUUUGCUUUCACCUGCCGCCAGCCCAUACGGAACCUACUCAAGCCAAUAUGGCACGUACGUUCACGAAAGUCAACUAUUCCCGAUGCGUCACUUUGAAUAUGGCAGUCCGCCAAGACUGGAAAUGAAUGCGCCCAACAAUGGCGCAGAUGAUGGCAGUGUGUCGCACAAAAUGCAUGUCACCGAAAGCGGUUACGGUUCAUCUGCAAUCGAUGAGGCCAGUGCAUCGGCACAUAUGAGCGAUCACAAUGUCGUUGUGAUGCAUCAUCAGGUCACAAACAAUGGCAAGUAUUUAACCAAUGAAGAGGCUAAAUAUGUAAGUGUAGGCGGUGUAACGCACACAUUGAAUCCAUUGGAUCCACAUCAAUCGAAUGGUGGUUGUCACAUAGCCGAUACACAAUCACACACUCAUGAUGGCAAUAUAGCGAUAAAACAACAACAUUAUGGUAAUAUUGUUGCUGGAUCGGUAAGUUCUCAAAGCAUUGAAGAUCCGUGCAAUGAUGGCACCACUACUAGUAUACAAACCGUGAUCAAAAAUGAGGAUCACGGCAAUGGGUCAAGCCAGGGCGCCAACGUGACACAUAGCUACGUGUUGCCGCCUUUUUUGCACUAAAAGAAAUGCUCUCACAUCGCAAACAACACCAACAAUAUCAAAGAAAACCACCAAUAUCAAACAAAUUACCGACAGCUGACCCACUGAUGCCCGACACUCUUUGUCGACGAAACAUGCAACGGAAUUCGAGCCACUUACGAAAUUACUUUCAGCGACCCAUUUGAUCGCAAUUGCGGCAGAGAAGUUCAAUGGGCAGCUUCUGUCAAGUAUAUGGGAAAUUAAGAAAUUAAUGAUGAUGAGCAUUUCAACGUAAAUAUAUUUUAGAUACAUUUUAUUUUCGGUUCCUUUUCAAUUUUAAGUAUAUAUGUACAUGCAUAAAUGUUAUGAUGCUAUGCAUAUACGUAUGCAUGGCUGUAUAUAUGAUUAUGUGCACCUAUAAAUAUGUUGUAGAUACAUAAA